AUGGGUAAUUUAAUAUAAAAAAAUCAAAUAUAAGAAGAAUAAGAGAGAUUAAAAGUUUAUUUAGAGUUAAAUUCAACUAAGAUAUUAUUAAACUAAAAUAUAUCAGGUAAAGUUCACUUUAAAGUUCCACAAUUUAUGUUAGGCAAUUUUGAUUUAAACUUAAAGGUAUAUAAGUAAUCCUAAUAAGAUUUAUGGUAUUGAAAAUGCUUACUAUCAUUUCAAAGAAAGAGAUAAUAGUGUCUAUAAGUAUAAUAUUAAGGAUCACUAGUUCUUUCAUAAAACAAUAAACUUGUUUAAAAAUGCAAUGUAACAUAUAUUUAUAACUAUAGUAUUAACGAACUUGAUGAAUAUUGGUUUGUUGAGUUUGAUUGGAAUCCAGAAGUUUAAAUACCAUCUCUUGAUUACUAAAAUGGUUCUGAUUUUAAAUGUUCUCGAGAAUAUAUCUUAGAAGCUGAAUUGCUUUGUAAAAAUUCUAAGAGAAAGACAAUUCUUGAAUAGUGUAGAUAAAGAGUCUUAUUUUAUAUUGACACUGAUGAAUUAAAAGAAGAAGGAAAAAAGAAUAAACUUAAAAAUUUUUAGGGUCAAGUUGAUGAAGAUAAAAAUCAGAAAAUAGAAGCAAUAACUACCUAUAAAUGGUUAAGAUAAAAAAAAGGAGUAAUAAUUCUAUUCAAAUUUAGUUAGUUUUUGCAUCAUUUGAGGCUGAUAAAUGCAUAUACUUUAAUAAUGAUAAUUUAUUUGUUAAAGCUGAUGUUGAUAAUACUUUUGGGCAUUUAUAGAUUAAGUCAGCUAAAAUAUUAUUUUAUUUGGAAUUUAUAAUAAAAGAAAAAAUAUUAUAAGGAAUGCCAAAAAUAUUAUUAUGUGAAGAGAAUUUAUAAAAAAUAGAUUAAUUUGUUUAUUAGGGAUAAAUGAAUUUUACAAUUACUAAACAGUUAAAUUUGCCUUAUUAAUCAGUUUCUGAAAGAAUUGGUUGUAGAUAUAUAAUAGUUUUAUAAUUGAUUUUUGAAUGUAAAAAUAUUCUUAAUUAAAAGAGUAAUGUUUAGGAUCAGGAGUUGAUAAUGUUGAAUUCAUACUUCCAUACAUGAAUUAUUUUAGAGAUAAUAGUGACAAUAUUGAACCAGAAUUAGAGAGCAAGACAGAAAUAAAAAAUAUAGAAAGAAAAAAUAAAUUAAUGAAUGUAAAAUAAGAAUUAGUUUCUGAAAAGCGAACUAACUUAAUUAAAGAUUAAGAAUUUUUAAAUAAUAAAGAAACAAGAGUUGCUCAAUUAACUUAGGUUUUACAUAUUAAAUGA
Molecule: messenger RNA, 1288 nt
Organism: Paramecium sonneborni
Lineage: Eukaryota; Ciliophora; Oligohymenophorea; Peniculida; Parameciidae
Source: the annotation of a GenBank genome assembly